Phycomyces blakesleeanus NRRL 1555(-) is the source of this 498-nucleotide messenger RNA. RefSeq lists its product as hypothetical. The transcript has 2 exons. The coding region runs from base 1 to 498 and encodes 165 amino acids. The record is from RefSeq and is a predicted model, not a curated record. Lineage: Eukaryota; Fungi; Mucoromycota; Mucoromycetes; Mucorales; Phycomycetaceae.
AUGUCUGGUGCAAAGCAAUAUGUGUACCUUAUUAAUCGCUGCUUCGAUAGCAAUGAUUGCACCCAUGUAUUCAGCACACCAAGAAAACUGCGCAACUACCUUCGAGAUGGCUACGGAUAUGUAUUCCCUGCUCGUUUGAAAUUGACCCAUCGAUACAACAACAACAAAAAAACACCUGUAAUUGCGGCAUCUAAUUUGAAUGACUUAUCAGACCAUUUUCGAACUGUGCACUAUGAUUACCUGCCCCCACAACGCCAACAGUGCAUUCAAGAUGACUUAGAUGGUAAAUCUGCCAAUGUAGAAUGCCACGGUAAUGACACCUCCCAAAACUCAAUGGACAAUUCCCCAUCAACCAAGCAAAAGCGUCUUUGCGAUGAAGGACUCUCUGUUGGGGAUAUCAUAUUUCUUCACCCUGGUUCUGAUCGUUUAGUGAUUGACAGCUUUGAUUUGGCUCAAGCUUUCUUUAACCUUCAGACUUAUUUGAAACAAGAAAAAUAG